UAGACUAGUCAUAGCCACAUCUAAACCCCUUUCACAUUGGUUUGUCAGGAUCUGCUGUUUGUGGCUGUCGGCUUCUGAGACGAUAGCCAUGCAGUUUCUAGGCAGAGCCGUACAAGCUGCAGCCACUUACCGACCCCGUACAUGCUCUAGGUACAGCCUAAGAGGUCUUAGCAGUGCCACCAGCCACACGUCAGAGAAGAGUGUACCCUACACCACUACGCUAAAAGAAGAAAGUGCUGUCAAAAAGGGUCCAACAAAAUCUUUACCGCAGUCUGCUGAAGUGGUGGUUAUUGGUGGUGGCAGUCUAGGAUGUCAGACCACUUACCAUUUAGCCAAGAUGGGCAUGAAGAAUGUUGUUCUGCUAGAACGGGAUCGGCUUACCUCUGGGACAACAUGGCACACGGCAGGUCUCCUAUGGCAACUUCGGCCUAGCGACGUGGAGGUUGAGCUUUUGGCACACACACGCAAGGUGGUUAGCCAGGAUCUGGAGCAGGAGACUGGACUUCACACUGGAUGGAUCCAGAAUGGCGGUCUCUUCAUAGCCUCCAACAAGCAGAGGCUGGACGAAUAUAAAAGACUCAUGUCUCUAGGGAAGGUUUAUGGCGUGGAGUCAUACGUCUUGUCGCCAGCAGAGACUAAGGACUUGUACCCGCUCAUGAAUGUGGACGAUCUCUACGGCACCCUGUAUGUUCCAAAAGAUGGGACCAUGGACCCAGCGGGCACCUGUACCACCCUGGCCAGAGCAUCCACGGCUAGAGGCGCACAGGUCAUUGAAAAUUGUCCGGUGACUGGAAUACAAGUAAAAACAGAUGAUUCCGGUGUAAGAAGGGUUGCGGCGGUGGAGACGGAGUACGGCACAGUGCAGACACCCUGUGUGGUGAAUUGUGCAGGGGUCUGGGCCAGAAGCCUUGGACACAUGGCCGGAGUGAACGUCCCCCUGGUUGCUAUGCACCAUGCCUACGUAGUGACAGAGAGGAUAGAGGGAAUACAGAACAUGCCAAAUGUGCGGGACCACGACGCUUCGGUGUAUCUGCGUCUCCAAGGUGACGCUCUGUCCGUGGGCGGCUAUGAGUCAAAUCCGAUAUUCUGGGAAGAGGUCUCUGACAAGUUUUCCUUUGGGCUCUUCGAUUUGGACUGGGAUGUCUUCAUGCAGCACAUCCAGGGGGCAAUCAACAGGGUUCCUGCCUUGGAGAAGACUGGGAUUAAGUCCACGGUGUGUGGCCCAGAAUCCUUCACUGCUGACCACAAGCCUCUCCUAGGAGAGUCUCCUGAGGUGCGCGGCUUCUUCCUGGGCUGCGGAUUUAACAGUGCAGGUAUGAUGCUGGGCGGUGGAUGUGGGAAGGAGCUGGCGCACUGGAUAAUUCAUGGCCGCCCAGAGAAGGAUAUGUACGGCUACGACAUCAGGAGAUUCCACCACUCGUUGACCAAUCACAACCGCUGGAUGCGUGAACGCAGCCAUGAGUCCUACGCUAAAAACUACUCUGUAGUUUUUCCAUAUGAUGAGCCUGUGGCUGGAAGAAAUAUGAGAAAAGAUCCUCUGCAUGAGGAGCUGCUGAAUCAGGGCUGCAUUUUCCAGGAGCGCCAUGGCUGGGAAAGGCCAGGAUGGUUUUACAGGAAGGGGUCAGCUGCGGUUCGAGACUAUGAUUAUUAUGGAGCAUACGGUGUUCAGCCACACAAGGAUUACACAUACAGCAAACUCCUAGAGGAAGAGUAUACGUUUGACUUUCCCCCGCACCAUGAUGUGAUCAGAAAGGAGUGUCUUGUGUGUCGGAACUCGGCGGCUGUCUUCGACAUGUCCUACUUUGGAAAGUUCUACCUUGUUGGACCAGAUGCCAGGAGGGCGGCGAGUUGGCUCUUUACUGCAAAUGUCGACAAGCCCACAGGCUCUACUGUAUACACCUGUAUGUUAAACAAGAAUGGCGGCACGGAAAGUGAUCUCACGGUCAGUAGGAUAACCCCAGAGAAGUCGCCCUCUUCCCUGGCACCUGACUUUGAAGGGGAUGGAUUCUAUCUGGCCAUUGGAGGAGCAGUCGCUCAGCACAACUGGAGCCAUAUCACCACUGUCCUUCAAGAUGAGAAAUUCAAUUGUAAACUUAUUGACUGUUCAGAGGACCUGGGGAUGAUCAGCAUACAAGGGCCUGCCAGUCGCUCCAUUCUGCAGGAAGUCCUGGAUGAAGAUUUGAGUAACGAAGCCUUUUCAUUCUCCACUCACAAGAUUGUAACUGCAGGAGGAUUCAAGGUCCGUGCCAUUCGCUUGUCCUUCGUGGGAGAGAUGGGCUGGGAGCUGCAUAUGCCCAGAGAAGCCUGUGUACCUGUAUACCAGGCAGUCAUGGCAGCCGGUGCCAAGCAUGGCAUUGUCAAUGCUGGAUACAGAGCCAUUGAUUCCCUCAGCAUUGAGAAAGGCUACCGUCACUGGCAUGCAGACUUGCGCCCGGAUGACACACCCCUGGAGGCCGGGCUUGGCUUUACUUGCAAGCUGAAGUCCAGCACCCCAUUCUUGGGACGAGAUGCUUUGGAGAGACAGAAAUCUGAAGGUCUGCCCAAACGUCUGGUGGGCUUCACUAUUAACGAGUGA
Molecule: messenger RNA, 2575 nt
Organism: Nanorana parkeri
Lineage: Eukaryota; Metazoa; Chordata; Amphibia; Anura; Dicroglossidae
Product: sarcosine dehydrogenase, mitochondrial-like
Exons: 19
Coding region: 89-2575 (828 amino acids)
Cellular component (GO): cytoplasm; mitochondrion; mitochondrial matrix
Molecular function (GO): sarcosine dehydrogenase activity; protein binding
Source: RefSeq, a predicted model, not a curated record